Molecule: messenger RNA, 1630 nt
Organism: Culex pipiens pallens (northern house mosquito)
Lineage: Eukaryota; Metazoa; Arthropoda; Insecta; Diptera; Culicidae
Gene: Rpn5
Product: 26S proteasome non-ATPase regulatory subunit 12
Exons: 3
Coding region: 176-1552 (458 amino acids)
Cellular component (GO): cytoplasm; proteasome regulatory particle, lid subcomplex; nuclear proteasome complex
Source: RefSeq, a predicted model, not a curated record
CUUGCUCAUUCCGAUUCCGUGCUUCAUCACUGUUUCGUGCCGCCGCUCGUCGUUGUUUGAAGCAAAAUAUUUAAGUUUCUGCAGGUUUAUUAGAAGUGAUUGUGGGUUAGAAAGUGGUGAUUUAGUGAAUUGUCGGUGCCCCGAUUGAAGAAAGUUGAUUUUGGAAUCCGCCACAAUGGACCAGCAGAUGGACAUUAGCUCGUACGAGGGCCGCAUCGUCAAGAUGGAGGUCGACUACUCGACGAUUUGCGAUGAAAAGAUCCCGUCCAGCAAGGAAAUGGCCAAAGCCGGAAAGUUCAACGAAGCCCUGGAAGUCCUGCUGCAGCUGGAGAAGCAAACGCGCGUCGCGGCGGACAUGGUCUCGUGCUCGCGUGUCCUGGUGGCCAUCGUGCAGAUUUGCUUCGAGACGAGCAACUGGAACUACAUGAACGAGUACAUUACGAUUCUGGUGAAACGGCGCUCGCAGUCGAAACACGCCGUCACCAAAAUGGUCCAGGAGUGCUGCACGUACGUGGACAAAACUCCGGACAAGGAAACCAAGCUGAAGCUGAUCGACACGUUGCGCACGGUGACGGAGGGCAAGAUUUACGUCGAGGUGGAACGGGCCCGGCUGACGAAAAUGCUCGCCGACAUUAAGGAAGCGGACGGGGACGUGACCGGAGCGGCCUCGGCCAUGGAGGAACUGCAGGUGGAAACGUACGGCUCGAUGGACAAGCGCGAAAAAGUCGAACUGAUUCUGGAGCAGAUGCGCCUCUGCCUGGCCAAGCAGGACUUUGUGCGGACGCAGAUCAUCGCCAAGAAGAUCAGCAUCAAGUUCUUCAACGAUCCGGAACAGCAGGAUUUGAAGUUGAAGUACUACGACCUGAUGAUUCGGCUGGAUCAGGAUUCGUCGUUUAUCAAAACUUCCCGCCACUAUCUGGCCGUGGUGGAUUCGGAGUCGAUUGCGAAGGAAACCGAGCGCAGACAGAAGAUGCUGACGUACGCGGUGCUGUACUGCAUUCUGUCCCCGUACGAUAACGAGCAGGUCGAUAUGAUGCACAACCUGUCCAAGAACAAACUGCUGGAGGAGCUGCCGGUGUACAAGGAACUCCUCCGCCUGUUCAUGUGCAAGGAGCUCAUCAACUUCGACGCCCUGUGCACGGUGUACGGAGCCGAGCUGAACACGUUCGACAUCUUCAACCAGGAGACGACGCACGGCAAAAAGUGCUGGGCCGAGCUGAAGAACCGCCUGAUCGAGCACAACGUACGUAUCAUCUCCAACUACUACACGCGCAUUAACCUGAAGCGCAUGGCCGAACUGCUGGACCUGAGCGAAGCCGAGUGCGAGGAGUACCUGUCGCGGAUGGUCAACGCCGGAACGCUCACCGUCAAGACGGACCGACCCGCCGGCAUCAUCCACUUCUCGGCGAAGAAGGCCGCCUCGGAGAUCCUCAACGACUGGGCGUUUGGGCUGAACGAGCUGAUGAAUCUGGUGAACAAAACGUGCCACCUGAUCAACAAGGAAGAGUGCAUCAACCAGGUCAUGCCGGCGACCCCGGCGGCUUCGUCGUAAUUCUCGUCGUUCGUAUUAGACACCUCGGCGGUUCUUAUCGUAAUUCUCUGAAUAAACUUAUGUAACUGUGAAGCGAAA